Molecule: messenger RNA, 6062 nt
Organism: Zootermopsis nevadensis
Lineage: Eukaryota; Metazoa; Arthropoda; Insecta; Blattodea; Termopsidae
Source: RefSeq, a predicted model, not a curated record
AGUCGAAGUUCUUUGCUUUUGGAAACUCUAGGGAAGGUGAACUUUCUACUGCAUAUUUCAAUUUUUCUUUGUGAAUAGCACAAACCUUGAGGGGUGAAAUUCACAUCCGAAUACGAGAAGAAUUAAUCAGCUAAGUGGAAAACAUAGGAAAAAAAUACGCUUUUGAGCAAAAUGCUGUUUUAUUCAGAAUCGCAAAUGUGCUGAAGACUCAACUCUGUUGGGAUUGUACUACAGAACAAGAUAUAAAUUCUCUGGGACCAUGGUUUCAACUCGACAGUCCAGCAAUGUUGGGGGUGGUGGGGAAAAUACAGCUGUUGUUUCUGAGGCAGGUCCCUCGAGAACUUUACGCCACAAUAAUGCCCCAGCUCCUUCCUUACCAGAAUCGAGCACAUCAUCACACGUUGCAGAAGUUUUGCCUACACAAGCCAUAAACUUGAUGGAUCUGCCACCAGAAAUUAUGCUGAAGAUUCUGGGAAGCCUAUCAUACAGAACUAUUGCUUAUUUACGUCCGGUUUGUCGUAAAAUGGAUGGGAUCUGUUGCACCAUCCUGAACUCAACUUUCCAGCGUCUCCAGGCUCAAAUGUUGCAGCGGUUCCAGGGUAUCAAAGCUAAGAUGCCACGCCGUGAAUCUGCCAGGCGCAACCACCCGCUGGCCUGCGAAUCCGACAUCGUAGAGACACUCCACAUGCGGCUCACACUAUUACAGAUGACGUUUGGCAAGCACAUCGAACGCAAGCAUUGCUGCUUCUUCGCAGGAGAGAUCCUGGAUGAGGUGUUUCGAAUUCUUCACUACAUCAAAGUGACACAGAAGUUGUCGCGCCCAUACAAAGUGACCGACGAGCUAUUUGACCUGUCCACCAUGGCAAUGGAAUACUUCAAGGAACACAUUGAGCCCACGUUACCAGAGAUUGCAUAUUUUAGUACCGACUUCUUGGACUUCACUGGAACGUUUGCAACGUCCUCCACCCCAAAACCAUAUCUGAGCCUGGAUUCUCCAUCUCGCACUAGCACCAACAAGGGAGACGAGUCGCCGAACCUUGCUAAUGACAUUGAGGAACAAGCACCAGAACCCUUACCCCAGUCAAACAUGGUGCUACGGAAGCGCAUUCGCAAGAUAAAGCAAGGAAUGAAAAGAUAUAACAACCAACUAACGCUUAUGCGCCGUGACCUGCGAAAUUGCAAGGGAAAGAUUGCAGAGCAGCAGAAGCAGAUCUUGGAAUAUGCGAGCCGGAUGGACGAGACCGACAAGAAAAAUGAGGAGACGUCUCGCAAGUUUAGCACCUUGCUGCAGGAACUGAACAAGUGCAAGACAGAGCUACAGUAUUGGCGAUCAAAGUCUCCGGCCAAUCCUACAUUAUGUGUUUCUUGUGGAAAAGUGAUGGCUCCUGUUGCUUCAGAAGACCUGAUGGCCCUCGCCAACCAGGGUGUCGUGCCAGAGGGGUUAGGCCUCGAGUUUGCAGCAGAAGCAGACGAAUGUAUUGAUUUUGUGCCAAUCGCAGGAACCAGUAACAGUGACAUGGCUUGGGCUAUUCAGCAACAGAUUUGGGAUUCCUCGAUUAAGAAAGAAGAAGAAAUUAUUGCUCCAGCAACAGUGACAUCAGUGAAAGAGGAGGAGUGGCCACAACCACCGUCAGCAGUGGCCACUCAGGUACCUGCCAAAGCAAAUGGUGUAGCUUCGAAGAGAAAAGCUAGUGAUGAAGUAUUACGUAGCUUUAAAGGAGUUGUUUCUGGAAGUGGUCCUUUCCAGGAGACAAAGAAACCGAGACGCAGUCACAAAAGUCGUAGCAAGCGCUCCAAAAUCUAAGAGUUAGCGUGUUUUUAAGGGUAAAACAUAUAUAUGAAUACCAAGAAAGAAGUGAAUAUAUUAAUAGGCAAGAUGUAUUGUUAUUAGAAUUAUUUUUUUUAACUUCUCACACAUAAAUUCGUUACGUAGCAUGUUGCAAUACCUUAUUAUUUAUUAACAUUUGCCAUAUUAGAAGUGGCUAAUUAUUGAAUUCCAUUUGGAUGUUAUUCACACAUGAUUUUAUAUGUACAGCAAAGAGGCAAGGCCUUAUAUCAGUACGUACUGCCACAAUGUGGUGUGUGGACGUUGCGUUCCUCACACCAUCUAAUCGCUGCAAAUCUUCGGAUCAUACGAGGGUUGGAUUGGUAAUCAGUUGUCCGUGAUGUUUACAUUAAAAUACCAAACGGUUUUAUCGUGAUUUCCGAUCGUUGCAAGCUGAAGAAUGCCUCACGAUGUAGAAGACGUCGCUGUACGAAAAUUUUACAAAUUUCUGACUCGCUUGAUGGUGUACCGCACAAAAUUCACACAGCGAUGUUUUAUUUAGAAAUUGAUACUGAAGCACGCAGAAAGUUUACAACUUUUUGUUGGUUACUCAGAGAAAAUUGUUUCAUUUUGUAUAAUUAGAAGCUUUUUUUUGAAAUUUUUAAUUGGAAGGGUGUAGCAUGCAGAAAAAUGUUUAUGAAAUUUGUGUAGUGGAAGGAUUUCUCUAUCAAAUUUUGAAGCAUGUAUUAUUAUUAUUACUAUUACUAUUAUUAUUAUUAUUAUUUGGUAAAUGGCAUAGAUGUGUACCAGAGAGCUUCUAUGUCCUUCUAUUUUGUAAGUAACUUAGACUUGCGUUUUCAUGCAUUGAUGUCUGUAAAUAAUAAAUAUGCCUUACAAACGUGUAACAUUUUAUGUUGUCGGAAAUGGCUUAGGAUUUGUUUGAGACACAGGGCAACUGAGCACUGGUUUGUUAGGCAAAAAGUCUGUUUUUGUUGCAUCAGACUCAUUGUUUGUGGUUGGGAAGAUGGCGGAUAGAAGCCCAUGAGCGUAAAGUACAAAGUCCUUAUUUGCUUUGAAACAUAACUUUUAUCCUCAAUCAUAUUUAUUUUCAUACUGUUUGGUGCCAGAGUCUUGAGUGAUUCGAAGGUAUAGGUGGGGGAGGGGGGGGAUGCAUUUAUUUGGCACAACGUUGAGAAAGCACGUAUCGAAACGUAAGUACAAUCUCGCAAAGUAUAAUGAGCUUUGCCUAAUGUAUUUGUAGGUGUUGUUUGUUGGCAAAUUGCAGUGAGUUACUGUCGAGUGUUACAGAAAGAAAAGAUUUGUUGUGACACUCGAAAAGAAUGUAAUUCAGGCUUACUUUGUAAGUUUAUGAACAUGAUAAAUGUCAUUUGGACUUGGACAUGUUGCACCUGUGAUAAAAGCUCAUGUGAUUGUAAGCAUCACAUUGAAUUUGCCACUUCAUUUUUUCAUUGAAACUUGACCACGAAAGUACAGUUUAGACACAAAUUAAAACCUACUGGAUGUGUCUUUCUUCAAACCUGACCUGUCCAAUAACACUUUUCAGCAUAUGAUUGUGAUUAGUUGUGCAGUGAGUACGACAGUAUGUACUGGUGGUAAAGACAGUGUCAGGUCUGCAGUUCUGAAGCAAGAAUUUAUAGUGGAAGCUUUCAUAAACAGUCGACUGCUACUUUCAAUUUUGGGUAUGAUUUGUAUGUGACUGUUCCAAAAUGUACAAAGGGUAUUCAGUGUGGAAAGGACAUUUCGGUACAGCGUUUGCUUCAGAGUAUGCUGAAGAUAAAUCAAAUGAGUAGGAUUUGAGGUUUUCACGGCGGUGUGUUCGAAGAUGGCUGUCUUCUAGGAUGUAGCAUCGUGUAUGCAAGAUUUGUCAAGCUGUUCUGUUGAAGUGUCUAAGAUGCUGAAAAUCAAAUCCUUUUUCAUGAUUUUGCAAUCUGUGAACAUAUGUGAAGAAACUUGUCUUGCUGGUUCAGUUACAUCACUGUAAAACAGAAAGUAAAAAAAAGAAUCUAACAUUGCAUUCUUCAUAUGUGCUUCAGUAUCAGAAUCACUAACAUGAUAAAUAUUUACAUUUUAAAAUGUUUUUGAAUAUGAAUAUGUUUAGGAUGUCUGUACCUAUCAUAUCUUUAUGUACCUAGCAAUUUCAGCAAAGUGUCAUGUUAUUUUAAUUUGUGAUUACCAUACAACAUUAACUAGCUGAGACUAUGUAUGGUUGAAUGUUUGGAAGAUUGGUGAAUUGGAAAUCAUAUGGAAGUGGUUGUGGCUUAAUUUAAGGUUCUCUCCUGUCAUCUUCCUGGAGAGACUGACAAACACCUGUCAGAAUAGUCAGUCUUCAGGUCAAAAUUUGAACCUGGGACCUCAGGUUAGUGGAUUGGUCUAUCUCUUCCAUGGUACCUUGAACAAAUGUCAAAGAAAUUUUUAUGCAAUUCGAAAGGUCUUUCACCUUCAUUUAGCAUCACAGCGAGCCUCAGCCAGUUCAGUCUAGUUCACUGCCAGUUUCUCUGAGAUCCAAUCAAAGUAUUCUCUCUUGUAAUGUGGCAAAUACUGUUCAGCAUCUAUGUUUAUUCCUGUGGUAGGUCCAGAAGUGAUGUCACUUUUGAGAGAUACCUAGUUCAGACUUUAGCCUGGAGGUGACUUGAGGUUUUCUUAGUCCCUUUAAAACAAACCAUAACUGCUUCCUUACACAUUCAUAAUUUGUAGUCGUCUUACCAUCCUACGCUACAUAACAUUUGCGGUUAAGAAAGUUUAAUUAAAUAAACCAAGAAAAAAUAAAUCAACAUACAGCGCAUGUAUUUUUGCAUGUGAUAACUUUUUGGUUAUAAGAUAUGGUCUCACAUUUCCAUGUGUUCACUUUCUUGUAUUGAAACCACUGACUGUAUGCAGUGUGUAACUAAAAGGUCUGGCAGUAAUGUAAUGGUGGAAGAGUUCCACGUCCCAGAACAAUGAUAUAACUACUUGUGGACAUAGAUCAAGAAAAUUGUCCUUCCUAAUUUACAGCCCGCCCCCUUCCGUUUCCAAAAUUUCUGUUGCCUCGUCGUAUGUUCAUUUGCUGCAGCCCACACGUGAUGUCAAAAUUGUGUUGAAAGUGUUCAGAAUGUCUUCUGUGGGCUUCUGGCAUCCAUAGCAUUGCCAUUUGCAUGCCCAUCAAAGAAAUUGGAAUCUCUCUUCUUUAUUGUAAUAAAUGAACAUUAAUCUUGAAGAAACACUCGCCAAAAAUUGAUGUUUUUAACACCAUUACAGCCAGACUGUUUAAAUGGUGCUUAUUGCAAGAUUUUUAACAUUGCCAUUUAAUACUAUUAUUAAAGUAAAUUAAAUUUAUUGGGCGGUCAUGGAAUUUGGAUGUUGCACACUAAGCCGUAAGUGGAACAGGUGCUGUUGAUACUAAUGUGUGUUGCCAAAAGUUUGACUGUCCUUCUUUUGCUCCAAUUUCAUAGAGUUGCUCAGAGUGCAGAAGGGAAGCAACGGAAUCUCGUAGUAAAUUUAAAAAGGGAAUAAGAGCUAGGCGUAACUGAGGAAGGAGAAUUCUCUAGACCUGUAUCUGUAUGAAGUGUUUUUCGUUGUUCUGCGUGUAGAACUCAGGCUUAUAUAUGUUGCAUUAUUCUUGAGGAUACAACCUGGGGGUGUUAUAGGAUGACUAGGACGUAGUAGAACUAUAUAUGAUUGUAAAUGUAGAAACCAUUAUUAUAAUUUUAUUUCUAAAAUGAUAUUCCCACAGUUUAAAUUUUGUAAUGCAUAAAUAUUUUAUGUAAAUGUUGUUGAUUGAAAGAUAAAAAUAUUAUGAACGCGAAUCGUGACUUUUGUAAAGGGAAACUAAGAGAAAAAGAAAGAGUGGGGAAGAGAAUUGUAUGUUUAAAACUAAAAGUGUCAAAAUAGUACAUGGAUAUAUUGAAAGAACUUGUCUAAUGUGUGUGAAUAGACCAAAAUAUCUAGAAGUGACCUUGAAAUAUGAUUGUAUUCAUGUGAUUUUUAUUCGUGUUGACAUGUUUUGAAUAACCUGUCUCCCCCUAAAGCCUGCCUCUAAACAUAUUGUGCAAUGUGAGAGCUUACUAAUUAAUUUUUCUGGUUACUUGUGUGACUGUCUGUGUGUGUAAGAAAAGACCAAACUGGAUAAUGAUUCUUUAUAUUUUGAAAUCUUAUUGUUAAACAGAUAAAUAUGUCCAAACGUGUGUCCUUGUUAAUUGGGUAACAAAGUGUAUGUGUGCAUGCUUGCUAGCAUGUGUAUGUGUUUGUAUGAGUGUGUGUGUGUGUAUAUAUCAUCUCUAAUAAAUUGAAUAGAAUAUAA